UCUAGUGCUUGGAAAAAUAUUUGGCUUAGAUUAAAAUUGCAAUUGAUUUUUUUUGAAGCGCUGCAAAAAUGUCAACUGAAAUGGCAUACAAGAUGAAGGCCAUUAAAUGCCCAACUGACGAGCUAUCAUUGACCAACAAAGCAAUUGUAAACAUUGCCGAUUUCACCGAGGAAGUCAAAUAUGCAGACAUCUCGCCCGGACCUGGACAACAUUAUAUAUUCGCGCUAGAGAAGAUUGUGGAUUUGCCACGUGGACAUGUGGGCUUCUCUUUGGUGCAGCGUAAGUGGGCGACACUGUCUAUUAACCAAGAGAUUGAUGUGCGGCCCUAUCGCUUCGAUGCCAGCGCGGACAUCAUAACACUGGUUUCCUUUGAAACGGACUUUCUGCAGAAGAAGACCAUUACCCAGGAGGCGUAUGAUUCGGACGAAAUGGCCAAAGAAUUUCUAAUGCAAUUUGCUGGCAUGGCUUUGACUGUGGGCCAAACUUUAGUAUUUCACUUCAAGGACAAGAAAUUGCUGGGCCUGGCAGUAAAGACGCUUGAGGCGGUGGAUCCACGAACUGUGGGCGACGGCAAAGAGCCAAAGACCCGAAAUGUGCGCUUUGGCCGCAUUUUGGGCAACACUGUGGUGCAAUUUGAGAAGGCCGAGAACUCUGUGCUCAAUCUGCAGGGCAGAUCCAAAGGCAAAAUUGUACGUCAGUCUAUUAUAAACCCUGACUGGGACUUUGGCAAAAUGGGCAUUGGUGGCUUGGACAAAGAAUUUAAUGCUAUCUUUCGACGCGCCUUUGCAUCGCGUGUGUUUCCACCAGAGCUCGUUGAGCAAUUGGGCAUUAAGCACGUCAAGGGCAUCUUACUUUAUGGACCACCUGGCACCGGCAAGACACUGAUGGCUCGACAAAUCGGCACCAUGCUGAAUGCGCGUGAGCCCAAGAUUGUGAAUGGCCCGCAGAUUCUGGAUAAAUAUGUUGGUGAGUCCGAGGCCAACAUACGUCGCUUGUUUGCCGAGGCGGAGGAAGAGGAGAAACGUCUGGGCCCCAACAGCGGUCUGCACAUAAUUAUAUUUGACGAAAUCGAUGCUAUUUGCAAGGCGCGUGGCUCUGUAGCCGGCAACAGUGGUGUCCAUGAUACCGUUGUCAAUCAGCUGUUGGCCAAAAUCGAUGGCGUGGAACAACUGAACAACAUACUGGUCAUCGGCAUGACCAAUCGUCGGGAUAUGAUUGAUGAAGCGCUGCUGCGACCUGGUCGUCUGGAAGUGCAAAUGGAGAUCAGUCUGCCCAACGAGGACGGACGCAUACAGAUUCUUAAUAUACACACCAAGCGCAUGCGUGAGUUCAACAAGAUUGCCAGCGAUGUUGACAACAAUGAGAUCGCCGCACUCACCAAGAACUUUAGCGGUGCCGAGUUGGAGGGUCUGGUGCGUGCUGCCCAGUCCACUGCAAUGAAUCGUCUUAUCAAGGCCGAUGCCAAGGUGCAUGUUGAUCCAGAGGCAAUGGAGAAACUUAAGGUCACUCGCUCGGACUUCAUGCAUGCGCUAGAGAAUGACAUCAAGCCGGCCUUUGGUGCCGCUCAGGAGAUGCUCGAGAAUAUGCUGGCCCGUAGUGUGGUCAACUGGGGUCAGCCAGUGACCAGUUUGCUGGAGGAUGGCAUGUUGUAUGUGCAGCAAGCCAAGUCCACAGAGAGCUCUGGACUGGUGUCUGUGCUAAUUGAAGGUGCACCCAACUCAGGCAAAUCAGCGCUGGCCGCAAAUCUUGCCAAAAUGAGCGAUUUUCCCUUUGUCAAGGUCUGCUCGCCCGAAGAUAUGGUGGGCUUCACCGAGUCCGCCAAGUGUCUGCAUAUAAGAAAGAUAUUCGAUGACGCCUAUCGCUCCACACUCAGUUGCAUUGUGGUGGACAAUGUGGAGCGACUGCUGGACUACGGACCAAUCGGUCCACGUUAUUCGAAUCUCACGCUGCAGGCGCUGCUGGUGCUGCUCAAGAAACAACCUCCGAAGGGACGCAAGCUGCUCAUACUGUGCACCUCAAGCCGACGUGCAGUGCUGGAGGAAAUGGAGAUGCUGUCAGCGUUUACGUCCGUGCUGCAUGUGCCCAACUUGUCGUUACCCGAACAUGUAUUAUCUGUGCUGGAGCACUCGGAUCUCUUCAGUCCCGAUGAGCUGCAAAUCAUUGCCAGAAAAAUGGCCGGCAAGCGCGUCAACAUUGGCAUUAAGAAGCUUUUGGCAUUGAUUGAUAUGGUGAGGCAGUCGGAGCCGCAGUACCGCAUAGUCAAGUUCUUCAUCAAAAUGGAGGAGGAAGGCGGGCUGGAUAUGAUAGCGAGACCACAGUAGCUACCGCCCGCGCUGGAACUGCGCAUGUCAGUCGUCGAGCUUAACGAUGCUUUUUGAAACUGAAACGCACCAACGAAUUAGCUCAAAUAGAAAUAUUUAAUAGGUACAUUUAUAUCGCAAGUGAAGUCCAUAUAAAACAGUUACAAAAAGAAUCCGACCAACAAAAGAGAACUUAUAACAAACAUUCCACACACCCAUACAGUUAGCCCAGCGGCUAGUCUUCUACAGAUUUGUCGAACUGCAAUCUUGGCAUGCUUUAAAUGUACCGAUAGUUAAUGGCCAACUUAAACUAUUGAAAAUUUGUAUUGAUGUCUAUUAUCUAUAUAUGAACUAUAUGUGUAAUAUUUUAUUAAGCACAAAAGUCAGUCAAUGUAACCGAUAAUCGGUUUAUACUAUAUGUAUGUCCACAACAAAAAUAUAUU
This is a messenger RNA of Drosophila busckii, 2743 nucleotides long. RefSeq names its product vesicle-fusing ATPase 2 (gene Nsf2). The record is from RefSeq and is a predicted model, not a curated record. Gene Ontology annotation, biological process: SNARE complex disassembly; Golgi to plasma membrane protein transport; intra-Golgi vesicle-mediated transport. The coding region runs from base 69 to 2321 and encodes 750 amino acids. Gene Ontology annotation, molecular function: ATP binding; ATP hydrolysis activity. Gene Ontology annotation, cellular component: Golgi stack. The transcript has 2 exons. Lineage: Eukaryota; Metazoa; Arthropoda; Insecta; Diptera; Drosophilidae.